This is a messenger RNA of Fonsecaea nubica, 465 nucleotides long. Its product is annotated as cytochrome c. Bases 1 to 465 code for a protein of 154 amino acids. Gene Ontology annotation, biological process: mitochondrial electron transport, ubiquinol to cytochrome c; mitochondrial electron transport, cytochrome c to oxygen. Gene Ontology annotation, molecular function: electron transfer activity; heme binding. The record is from RefSeq and is a predicted model, not a curated record. Gene Ontology annotation, cellular component: mitochondrial intermembrane space. Lineage: Eukaryota; Fungi; Ascomycota; Eurotiomycetes; Chaetothyriales; Herpotrichiellaceae. The transcript has 3 exons.
AUGACUUGGUCAUACUUGGUUUACCUCCCGCAUGAGCUCGACGAGCUUGAAGCGACCCGACCCCGGCAAGAACAGGAAGCUGCUGCGAACAAGACUGCAAAGAGAACUGAGCAACAAGAGGCAAAGAAUACAAGCUCACAAUCGCUUCUUCCAGGUGACGUCAAGAAGGGUGCCAACCUCUUCAAGACAAGAUGCGCGCAAUGUCACUCCGUGGUUGAAUCUGAGGGCAACAAGAUCGGCCCUAACUUGCACGGUCUAUUCGGCCGCAAGACUGGCUCCGUCGAGGGCUUCUCAUACACAGAUGCGAACAAGCAGAAGGGUAUUACGUGGAAGGAGGAUACUCUGUUCGAAUACCUCGAGAACCCCAAGAAAUAUAUCCCCGGCACAAAGAUGGCCUUCGGUGGCCUCAAGAAGGGCAAGGACAGGAACGACCUGAUCACCUGGCUGCGCGAGGAGACCAAGUAG